GGACUAGCAGGUGUGCAGUGAAUCUUGAACUUGACUUGGACCGCUUGCUUGCUGUUCCCUGCUGUGCCUGCGGGGGGCGCUCCAGCUCCCAGCAGGGGCCGGAGAGCCGCAGCGGCAGCAGCGGCAGCAACGGGAGGAUCCAGUCCACUCUCCAUGUUGAGACGGAGCAAGUUGUGUGUCCGCGUCCAGCCGCCUGCCCCCCUCAGCCCGGGCUCCUCACAGACCCCACGCCAUGAAGCGGUGCCAGAGCAGCGGGCUGCCAAGGAGCCGCUGAAAACUACUGCAUGUGCGCCGCCCUGACCGACACACAGUGAGACAGGCUGCUCCAACCAAGGCUUCUGGAUGCGGUGUGUGCCGCGGCUCAGGUGAAAGAGGACGAGCAGGUUGUCAGGAUGAAGGAGGAGAACUUGUUCCACCGGAGGUUUUCUCUGUGCCCUAAUGCCACCUCCCCGCCAAAAAUCGACCCCCGUGCCCUCACCCGAAACCUGUCCUACGGAGGAGACAAUGACCUCUACCACCUCAGCCCAGGCAGUGAGCCAGACAGGGAUGGUCUCUCCAUGCUGAGUAAUGAGCUCAGUCCUGCCCAGUCACCGAGCAGCAAGUCUGAGUCCAGAAUGUUCAAUGGUGUGGAGAAGGAUUGCCCCUCCCCCACGGAGAAGCUGGCCCGGAAGGAGUCUCUCAAGCUCCAGAAACAGAAUUACAGACAGGAGAAGAAACGGGCAGCCAAAGAACUGUUCAGCGCUCUAAAGGACCCCAGUGUCGUCAUCAUGUCAAACUGGCUAAAGAUCCGUGGCUCUUUGAAGAGCUGGACCAAGCUGUGGUGUGCCCUGAAGCCUGGGGUACUUUUGAUCUAUAAGACCCCCAAAACCGACCACUGGGUGGGCACCGUCCUGCUCAACGCAUGCAAGCUGAUCGAGAGGCCCUCCAAAAAGGAUGGCUUCUGCUUCAAGCUGUACCACCCUUUGGACAAAUCCAUCUGGGCUGUCAAGGGUCCCAAAGGAGAGAACGUUGGCUCCAUCACGCAGCCUCUACCCAGCAACUACCUGAUCUUCAGAGCUGCCUCUGAAUCUGAUGGCCGGUGCUGGAUGGAUGCUCUGGAGUUGGCUCUCAGCUGCUCCAGUCUCUACAAGCUGACAGCCAAAGCAGGCAGAGAGGGAGACAUCAGCACCUCCUCAGAGUCCUCCCAUAUUCUCAACCUGCUGCAGUCGUCCGACACAGAGCUGCUGCAGUUUAAUGACUCUGUGCUGCUGGGCAACCACCACAUGGAGCAUGACGGCUUCUCGGACAAAUCAGAGCGUGAGGCUCACGAGGACUGGGACGCCGUGGCCAAUGAGAACAGUGGCAGGCUGACGGAGGAGAGCGACAUGGACCAAUCAGACGAGCUGUCCCCGGGGCCACAGGCCACGGCCUACGUAGAGCAGGGCCCUGAGGAGAUGGCAGAGGCUGGGGAGUCGUCCCAGGUGGAGACUGUGUCUGAGGAGAACAAGGGUCUGAUCUGGACUCUGCUCAAGCAGCUGCGGCCCGGCAUGGACUUGUCCAAGGUGGUGCUGCCCACCUUCAUCCUGGAGCCACGCUCCUUCCUAGACAAGCUGUCUGACUACUACUACCAUGCUGACCUGCUCUCACAAGCUGCACUGGAGGAGAGCGCAUAUGGUCGGAUCAAACAGGUGCUGCGAUGGUACCUGUCUGGCUUCUACAAGAAGCCCAAGGGUCUAAAGAAGCCUUACAACCCCAUCCUGGGGGAGACGUUUCGCUGCUGCUGGCUUCACCCUCAGACUGACAGCUGUACUUUCUACAUAGCUGAACAGGUGUCUCACCAUCCGCCCAUCUCUGCCUUCUACGUCUGCAAUAAAAAGGAUGGUUUUUCCAUCAGCGGAAGCAUCCUGGCCAAGUCCAAAUUCUAUGGUAACUCUCUGUCAGCCAUCCUGGACGGGAAAGCCAGGCUGCUGUUCCUGAGCAGGGAUGAGGAGUACGUCAUCACAAUGCCCUACGCUCACUGCAAAGGUAUCCUAUAUGGCACCAUGACACUAGAGCUGGGUGGGAAGAUAAGCAUCGAGUGUGAGAAAACAAAAUGUGCUGCAGAGCUGGAGUUCAAACUGAAGCCUUUCCUUGGAGGCUCCUGCUCCGUGAAUCAGAUCAGUGGGAAGAUCCAUGUGGGCGAGGAGCUGCUGGCCACCGUUGAUGGACACUGGGACAGCGAGGUGUUCAUCCACGAGAAGCGUUCGGGGCAGCAGGAGACGCUGUGGAACCCGAGCCCAGAAGUGCGCAACCACCGCCUGAAGAGACAGGUGGUGCAGCUGGACCAGCAGGGAGAGUUUGAGUCUGAGAGACUGUGGCGACAUGUGACCAGCGCCAUCAUGGAUCGGGACCAGAACCGGGCCACCCAGGAGAAGUUUGUCCUGGAGGACGCUCAGAGGAAGGAGGCCAGGGAGCGAGGAGACAAACCGUGGUGCCCGCGGCUUUUCCAUCAGGACCCCGUGACCUCGGACUGGACCUACAAGCACAUAGAUUUGCGGCCGUGGGACCCCGAGUGCUGCCUGGUGCAGUUUGAGAAGGACGGGGUGAUCCAGACCCACGAGAGAAGCCAGAGACGACACAACGGACUCUCCUACAGCCACAGCUGGGCCAGCCAGCAGAAGUCUGAGGUGAACGGGAAGCGCAGGAAGGCCAGCAGCCAGCCGUCCAGCUGCAGCCAGAACACCGAGAGCAGCAGCACGACUCCAGAACCCACACACGAGUCCUCAGACAACGAGGCCUUCCCAAACCAGUGUGCACGGUGCAAUAAGGAGGUGAAGGAUAUUGCCUUGAUUGAGGCCUCCAUCACUUCCAUACAGAAGACACAGCAGGACAUCCAGAGGAACCUGGUGGCUCUGAGCCGUCAGCUGGCUCGCCAGAGGGCGGCGGACGACGGCAUGUCGCUGACGGGCCGCCACUGCCUCAUCCUGUGCGUUCUGCUCCUCUCCCAGCUCCUCCUCAACUACGUGUUCACUUGAAGCCGCUCCUCCCCGGGGAGGAGUUUUCCCUCCGGCACUGAUCGAGCAUCAGAUCUCGUCCACAAACACAGACUCUCAUCGGCAGAGACUUCAGAUCAGUGUCGCGAGGGCGACUCUGUCCCGUUUCCCCUCGAGAGGGGAGCAGCUCGGACACCAUAGCAAUAAAACACAACCACAGCCACCGCCUGUCAGUCAUCUGCAGAGAGGAACGGCGCCCCCUAGUGUAGCCAGACUGAAACAACACCGGCACCCACGCACUUUGGACAGGAAAGGAGGGAUGAGAGAACAGAUAGAUGAGCUGUGCGAUGUUGAAUGAUUUUUCCAAAAAGAACAACAGGAAGGAUGUUCCACCAUUCCUUAUGUAACGGACGUGUCUUUUUAUAAACACCCUGCAAUACUGUUGGUGUGUGUGUGUGUGUGUGUGUGUGUGUGUGUGUGUGUGCGCGUGUGCGUGUGUGUGUGUUCGUACUUAUAGUAGGCCCUAUGGGCGCAAAUAGAUCACCAUGUGGACUUUUCCCACUCCCCUUCCACUCAAGAUUUUGGGCCUUAACGCUAAAGCCAAAAGAGAAAAAAAAAAAAAGCAGAGAGAAAAUUGUGACAAACACAAAUGAAGAAGGAACAAAAGCAUCUUCCAACAGUGCAAUUCUGUCUAUUUUGUAUAGAUGUGCGCUCCAAUUCACUCUGUCUCGUCUUUUAGUAAUAAUGAUGAUGAUCUUACCAAAACAGUAUUUAUAAUCUGAGAGGACAGAGUACUUGUUUACAGGGUGUGUGUGUGUCUCUAAUGGCACAUUAGGAAGGAAGGAUGAGGCAGAGCAGAGAGCCAAACAGAGUGUCUUUGUAUUCGUGUGCCUGGGUAACAGUACAGCACUGCUUUGGUCUAGACCAUGACACUAGUGUGUACAAUCAAGUUAUAUUUAGGAACCACGGGUGGAGGAAAGGACAGAUGGGACGAAUGCUUAGAAAUUAGAGGAAAGGAUGAGUUUGAUGAGCCUGGACAGACCGCUGCAGAAAGCCUACCAGAAGGGCGUCUCGGUCCACACCAUUUUAAGAUCGACUGUUUCAAGAUGUAAACACUUAGUAAUGAGUUUUCAUUUGAUUCGAUUUUUUUUUCUUUUUUCUUUUUUUUUUUAAAUCAUUGUAUCAAUUUGUACAUAUUCAUCCGGAGCACAUUCAUAUACAGUCUGUGUUUCCAGAAGAGAUUUCAGAAUGUAUUUAUUGGGUGAAUAACCUUGCUUUCCUGAUCUAAUUCAGCCUGGAAGACGGAGGCCAGGGGUGACAAUCGCUCUCGCAGGGUUGUGUGCGUUCGUGUGUGUGUGUGCGUGUGUAUGUGUGUUUAUCAUUGUCCUUAAGUGUGUCCGUCUGCCUUUACAUGUGCGUCUGUGUGCGAGCGUGAGUGAGUCAGUGCGUUUUGUGCGUAACAGAGCCAGGUCUGUGAUCCUGGUUUUUACCCUUACAUUUCAGUCGGGCAUGAGGAUCCAAAUCAAAAAGUCACUCGGAUGGUCCGUUGCCAGUGUUGAUUUACCCAAAGGGAGAGAGAAGGGGAGCACAAGAAGGAUGUCGACUCUUUGAAUGCUUUUAUUCACCCUUUUGUUUAUUCUUAUACUUCAUCCCCCACCCCCAUUUUGUACUCUACUGCCAUGUUGUGGGUAUUCUACACGCCAGAUGUUUGUCAUAUGAAAAAAUACAAUGAAGAACAUGAUAUUGCCUAAUGUUUUUGUUCAUACCUGUUGCAUACUGUAGCACUACAGUAAAAAGACAUUUUAACCCUGA
Myripristis murdjan (pinecone soldierfish) is the source of this 4763-nucleotide messenger RNA. It is a transcript of the gene osbpl5, whose product is annotated as oxysterol binding protein-like 5. Bases 393 to 2993 code for a protein of 866 amino acids. The record is from RefSeq and is a predicted model, not a curated record. Gene Ontology annotation, molecular function: cholesterol binding. The transcript is spliced from 24 exons. Gene Ontology annotation, cellular component: cytosol; cortical endoplasmic reticulum; membrane. Lineage: Eukaryota; Metazoa; Chordata; Actinopteri; Holocentriformes; Holocentridae.